Molecule: messenger RNA, 2327 nt
Organism: Drosophila takahashii
Lineage: Eukaryota; Metazoa; Arthropoda; Insecta; Diptera; Drosophilidae
Product: protein arginine N-methyltransferase 7
Biological process (GO): peptidyl-arginine methylation
Molecular function (GO): protein-arginine omega-N monomethyltransferase activity
Source: RefSeq, a predicted model, not a curated record
GGGAAUUAUUUACUUGCCGGUUUUUUAUGUUGAGGAAUUUGCUAAAGUCACGCUUUCUGAGCCGCCGCACGAUGUCCUGCUUCUCGCAAGUGCUAAACCCGAUGACAGGGAAAAACUCCUGGCAGGAGCGCGGCGACGACUACGACUACCACCUGGAGGUGGCGAACGCGGGAUUCGGCGACAUGCUGCACGACUGGGAGCGGAAUCAGAAGUACUUUGCGGCUUUGAGGAAGACCAUUGGCGGAAUGCGGGCGGCGGGCAGGGAGGUCCAUGUCCUGGACAUCGGCACCGGCACGGGCAUCCUCUCCAUGAUGGCCCUCGCUGCAGGAGCGGAUUCGGUGACUGCCUGCGAGGCCUUCCUCCCGAUGGCCAAUUGCGCGGAAAAGAUUUUGGCCGCCAAUGGAGUGGGCGACCGGAUUCGCCUCAUCCGCAAACGUUCCACGGAGCUGCUGGUGGGCGAGGAUAUGCCGCGGAAGGCCAAUCUCCUGGUGGCCGAGCUGCUGGACACGGAAUUGAUCGGCGAGGGCGCCAUCGGGAUUUAUAAUCAUGCCCAUGCCGAGCUGCUCACCGAGGAUGCCCUCUGCAUUCCCGCCCGCGCCAGGUGCUACGCCCAGGUGGCCCAAUCCCCGCUGGCGGCGCAGUGGAACAGCCUGAAAACGCUGGCCAAUCUGGAUGGCGAACCUCUGCUGCAUCCGCCGGAGCAGCUUAAGAAAUGCGCCGGAGAGGCGGGUCUCCAUGACGUCCAGCUGUCCCAGUUGCCCACCGCCGCCUUCCGUCCGCUCACCGAUCCCGUGGAGAUCUUCCAGUUUGACUUUCAGCGGAAGGAGGAGAGGGAGAAGCAGCGGCAGCAGCUACUCCAAGUGCAAUCCAAGCAGCCGGGCGCCGCUGAGCUGGUCUUCUACUGGUGGGACAUUCAAAUGGACGAUGACGGCGAGAUCCUGCUCAGCUGUGCUCCCUACUGGGCGCAUCCGCAGCUCAAAGAACUGACUGCUAAGAAGGCAAGGGAUCACCCACUGGCCAAUGUGGUGCCCUGGCGGGAUCACUGGAUGCAGGCCAUCUACUACAUACCCAGGCCCUUCCAGCUGCUCGAGGCAGGUAAAACGUUUCACCUGAGCUGCCACCACGACGAGUACUCCCUGUGGUUCGAUGCUCGCGAGGAGGAGGAGCCUAAGAAGAGUGUGCGCCGGCAUACCUGCUCCUGCGACCUGCACAUGACCUACUCGCGCAGCCGGAUCGGACAGCUUAACCAGUCGCCGAGGAACAAGCGCUACCUGCGCUACCUGGAGGAAAAUAUUGAGUCGGGAAAAUCCAAUCUCCUGGUUUUGGGCAACGGCUGCCUGCUCGGCUUGGCGAGCUCUGCUUUGGGCGCCGCCUCUGUGAAGCUGCAUGAACCGCAUCGCUUCUCGCGGAGAUUACUCGAGUCGAUUGUCCAGCACAAUCAGCUGAAGAACGUGCAGUUUGUGGACAAAGUGGAGGAGAUCGAAGAUGUGACUUCCCUCACCCACAUCUUCGCAGAGCCCUACUUUUUAAAUUCGAUCCUUCCCUGGGACAACUUUUACUUUGGCACCUUGCUGAUGAAAAUCAAGGACAGACUGCCGGAGAAUGUGAAGAUUUCGCCCUGCUCGGCGAGGAUCUAUGCGCUGCCCGUGGAGUUUCUGGAUCUGCACAAGAUUCGAGCACCUAUUGGCAGUUGCGAGGGUUUCGAUCUGCGUUUGUUCGAUGAAAUAGUGGAGCGCUCUGCUGAGCAGGCUGUGUCCCAGGUGGAGGCCCAGCCUCUGUGGGAAUACCCCUGCCGUGCCCUUUCCGAACCCCAGGAAGUGCUCAAUGUGGAUUUUGGCAACUUUAGCAAGGAACUUAGCCUCAAGGGAAGCAUAGAACUUAUCAAUCCUCUAACCUGUAAUGGAGUGGCUCUGUGGGUGGAUUGGCAGCUGAUAGACGACAGCAGUCCCAGAUCUAUCGUAAGCAGUGGUCCCAGUGAACCCGUCACGCCCGGUGACUUUGUCAAGUGGGAUAUGUUCGUGCGACAGGGCGUGCACUUUCCCAGGAAACCGAAAGAAGCCGCAAGUCACCUCGAAUGGAGCACGGACUUCAAACCUCUGCUAGGCGAACUUAACUUUAGCUUUCGCCAAAAGAAGCUCUAGAAUUUAAUCGUUUAUUCCACAAAAAUUUGAAUGAACGUCAGGGGUAAAUACAUUGAGUGAUAAUAUUUCGUAUGAAAAUCCAAACUAAUCCUUGGGAAUCUCGUUCUCCAUGCGUGUGAGCGUUAUGUUCCUGUCGGUCUGCGAGGCAUUCGAGGUCUUGGAGCCGAACUCUCCGCCCCGGAGACG